Messenger RNA from Physella acuta, 1579 nucleotides. RefSeq names its product neuronal acetylcholine receptor subunit alpha-7. Gene Ontology annotation, biological process: monoatomic ion transmembrane transport. The record is from RefSeq and is a predicted model, not a curated record. NCBI's taxonomy places the organism in Eukaryota, Metazoa, Mollusca, Gastropoda, Physidae. Gene Ontology annotation, molecular function: acetylcholine-gated monoatomic cation-selective channel activity; transmembrane signaling receptor activity. Gene Ontology annotation, cellular component: postsynaptic membrane.
GUCACCGUCAAAAGCAGUGGAGCGUCACGAUGGUACAGCCACUACAUUGUAUAAAUGGUUAACUGGAUAUUGAAGUCUUGUAGGCCUACUAAGAUGACGGAGCACUGCUAGCUGAGGUCCCAUGGAGCUGUACCAAUGUCUUCUGCUGACGUGUAUCUUCAUUCUAUUCAUCAGAGAGAGUCUCCAGGGCCAGCACGAGCGCCAGUUGCUGAAGGCGCUGUUUGAGGAGGGCAACUACAGCAAGCUGGAGCGGCCAGUGGACAACGACACGGACCCCAUAGACGUCAAGUUUGGCAUCAUCCUACAGCAGAUCAUUGACGUGAGCGAAAGAAGUGAAAGCCUCACAACCUCUCUUUGGCUUAGACUGCUCUGGAAAGCCUCCAACUUAAAAUGGAACAAAGAGGAUUAUGGGAACGUUUCCAGCAUCCGAGUCCCCAAGCAUAUGGUGUGGGUGCCAGACAUCUUGCUGUACAACAGUGCCAGUGAUGACUUCGACAACACCUACCCCACCAAUGUCGUCAUCAACAGCGAGGGGGAGUGUCUCUGGGUCCCCCCGGGCAUGUUCAAGAGCACGUGCGCCAUUGACAUCACGUGGUUCCCGUUCGAUGACCAGCGGUGUGAGCUCAAGUUCGGAUCAUGGACACACGAGGGGCGGUUGCUGAACCUUAAGCAAGACAACGACACGGGGGGCGACAUCAGCAAUUUUAUCAGGAAUGGGGAGUGGAUGCUCAUAGGUGUGCCAGUCAAGCGUAACGUCCUCGCCUACGAAUGUUGUCCGGAGUUCUACAUCGACCUGACCUUCACCAUCCACAUCCGACGCCGGACCUUGUACUACGGCUUCAACAUCAUCAUCCCGUGCGUGCUCAUCUCCUCCCUCACCCUCCUCCUCUUCAUCUUACCGCCCGACGCGGGGGAGAAGAUUUCCUUAGGUGUGACCAUCUUGCUAUCUCUGAUGGUGUUUCUGCUACUAGUGGCUGAAACAAUGCCGCCCACUUCUGAUGCUGUUCCACUCAUAGGCAUCUACUUCGCUUGUAUCAUGGUCAUGUGUUCCCUGUCCAUUGUUUUCACUGUCAUAGUGCUCAACUUCCACUAUCGCUCUCCUGAAACACAUACUAUGCCUAAAUGGGUGAAAUAUUCCGUGUGUGGCUGGUUGGCGUGGCUGUUGAGGAUGAAGCGGCCAGGCGGAAGUACCACCAUCAGGUCACUGAGUCAGCGCGCGCAAGUCAAGGACAUCAAGCUGGAGGAGAAGUCCCGCAGUCUGAUGGCCAACGUGCUGGACAUGGAGGAUGAUCCCAGGAUGGUCAACGGCAACACCGCCGGCUUUCUGCUCAAAAUGGAAGAAGGGAUGGGGAUGGCGUCAUCAUCCCUACGUCACGACAUCACGUCCAUCCUGCGAGAGUUGAAGAAAAUCACGAGCAAGUACCGGAAGUGCGAGGAGGAGGAGGACGUGAGGAACGACUGGAAGUUUGCUGCCAUGGUCAUGGACCGGCUGUGUUUCAUCGUCUGCAUCGUCUUCACCGUCGGCUCCACCCUGGCGAUUCUCAUCUCAGCUCCCAACUUGCUGACCUAGUCGUCUGCU